Messenger RNA from Aphanomyces astaci, 552 nucleotides. RefSeq lists its product as hypothetical. Bases 1 to 552 code for a protein of 183 amino acids. Lineage: Eukaryota; Oomycota; Saprolegniomycetes; Saprolegniales; Verrucalvaceae. The record is from RefSeq and is a predicted model, not a curated record. The transcript has 2 exons.
AUGGUAGUCGUAAAUUCCCGUUUAUACCUGGUCGUGCACAUUGCGCCCCAUCUGGCCAACACCUUGACAAACCCGGCUGCAACGGACCUAGGCCACAGGCAGCUCGCCGCGGGCAACCAGAAAGCUAUGUCUGCGGGCAGCCUUCGUGUAGCUACUUACAUGCAGGAGCAUCCCGACGACGCAGCGGAACUACGGGAUCAGCUCAAGUUUUGGAACGAAGUCAUGGACCACCAAGUACCCAUGACCAAGGAACGAGCCGAGGCAACGUUGCCGUUUAUAACGGCACUCGAAUGGGGUCCUCUGUUUACCAACACGAGCCCCCAAUCAUGUUCUGUCCUCCGGGGCUCGAUCCCUUCAAUGUACACUGCUCAUUUCCUACGGCGAAACCAUCCUCCCAUCUUCACGCCGCCCGGGCCGCCGACGAACACCGGCCUCGCCAACCAGUCAAUCUGCAUACGGCUGCGUCCGCCUGCAGCGCACCUGACCGACCCACUGUACAACCGAUUCAACGGCCUCAACACCACCGACAUGACGGCGCAUGCUGCCAUCUAG